AUGGAUGCUCAUGUCUCUUUUGUAGGAGCAGAAGAUGAUAUGCCAUACACAAAAUCAGCAGCACUUCAAAUAUGGCUUUUAGGAUAUGAAUUAAGAGAUACAAUUUUAGUCAUAACUAACCAAGCAGUUUUUUUUUUAGCGAGUAAAAAAAAAAUUGAUUUUUUAAAACAAAUUGAAAAUAAUGAAAGUGAUGGAGAUGUACCACCAAUUAAACUUUUGAUUCGAGAAAAGGGUGAUGAAGAUCGAGCAAAUAUGGAAAAGUUAGUAGAAGAAAUUAAAAAAAGUAACAAUGGUAAAGUUCUAGGUGUUUUUAUGAAAGAUAAUUAUAUUGGACCUUUUGUCGAUUCAUGGAAAAAUGUACUUAAAAAAAAUAAUUUUGAAAAUGUUGAUAUGAGUGCUGCAUUUGCUUUAUUGAGCUCUCCCAAAGAUGAUGUUGAAUUAUCGUGCAUUAAAAAAUCGAGUAUGGUGUCAGUAGAUGUUUUCAAUAAAUACUUAAAAGAUCAAAUUCUUGACAUUAUUGAUUCGGAAAAGAAAGUCAAACAUAAAACUCUUGCAGAAGGGGUUGAAAAUGCAAUUUCUGAUAAAAAAUAUGUAACAGGAGUAGAUACGUCUCAGGUGGAAAUUUGUUAUCCUGCUAUUAUUCAAAGUGGUGGAAAUUAUAAUUUAAAAUUCAGUAUUAUGAGUGAUAAAAACAUAUUACAUUUUGGAGUUAUUAUUUGUUCGCUGGGUGCUCGAUACAAAUCUUAUUGUUCAAAUAUAGUACGCACACUAUUAGUAAAUCCAACGGAUGUUGUUAAGGAUAAUUAUGAGUUUUUAGUCGAAUUAGAAGAAGAAUUAGUUAAAAAUUUAAAGGCUGGUACGAAAAUAUGUGAUGUUUACGAAUCCGGUGUGGCUUUUGUUAAAAGUAAAAAAUCCGAUUUGCUCGGGGGAAUGAAUAAAAAUUUUGGAUUCGGAAUGGGUAUCGAAUUUAGGGAAAGUUCGUUACUCAUUUCGCCUAAAACCACGACCGUUUUAAAAAAAGGAAUGGUUUUCAAUUUGAACGUCGGUUUUUCUGGUCUCACGAAUAAAGAUGCGACUGAUAAAGAAGGGAAAACCUACGCCCUGUUUAUCGGGGAUACGGUUUGCGUCAAUGAGGAUGGUCCGGCAACCGUUUAUACAAAUUCAAAGAAAAAAAUCAAAAAUAUUGGUAUAUUUUUAAAAGAUGAUGAUGACGAAGAAGAAGAAGAGGAAGAGGAAAAAGAAAAUGAACCGAUAUCGAAAAAUUUAACUCGGAGAGGAAGAAGAACAGCCGUUUUAGAUUUUAAAUUGAGGCAAGACACUUCGGCGGAAGAAAAAAGAAAGCAACAUCAAAAAGAAUUAGCAUUUCAAUUGCAUGAAAAGGCAAAACAACGUUUGGCUCAACAAUCCGGAGGUCAACAAUUACAAAAAGCAAGGAAAAGUACCAUCUCUUAUAAAAAUAGGAGUCAAAUGCCGGAUGAACCCGAAGUUAGAGAAUUGAGAAUAUUUGUCGAUAAAAAAUACGAAACGGUUAUAUUACCGUGUUAUGGUCUUCCAGUGCCAUUCCAUAUAUCCACGAUAAAAAACAUAUCUCAAAGCGUCGAAGGGGAUUACACGUAUUUAAGAAUUAACUUUUUCCAUCCUGGAGCGACCAUGGGUAAAGAAGGAGGUGCUUACCAACAGCCGGAUGCUACUUUUUUAAAAGAAAUCACUUACCGUAGUUCGAAUACAAAAGAACCGGGUGAACAAACGACGCCUUCUUCAAAUUUAAAUAACGCAUUUAGAUUAAUUAAAGAAGUUCAAAAAAAAUUCAAAAGUCGAGAGGCCGAAGAACGGGAAAAAGAAGAUUUAGUUAAACAGGAUACGCUUAUUCUAUCGCAGAAUAAGGGAAAUCCAAAACUUAAAGAUUUAUACAUUAGGCCGAAUAUCGUUUCUAAAAGAAUGACUGGUGUUUUAGAAGCUCACACGAACGGAUUUCGAUAUACUAGCGUUAGAGGAGAUAAAGUAGAUAUAUUGUAUAAUAAUAUAAGAAAUGCCUUUUUUCAACCUUGCGACGGUGAAAUGAUUAUAUUGCUACAUUUCCAUCUUAAACACGCAAUUAUGUUUGGUAAAAAAAAACAUAUUGAUGUACAGUUUUUUACGGAAGUGGGAGAAAUAACGACGGAUUUGGGAAAACAUCAACACAUGCACGACAGAGAUGAUGUUGCUGCAGAACAAGCCGAGAGAGAACUUAGGCAAAAAUUAAAGACUGCAUUUAAAAGCUUUUGCGAAAAGAUAGAAAAUAUGAAAACGGAUGUAGAAUUCGAUACUCCGUUCAGAGAUUUGGGAUUUCCCGGAGUACCUUUCAGAAGUACCGUUUUACUUCAGCCUACUAGUGGAUGCCUUGUUUCAUUAUCGGAAUGGCCGCCUUUUGUUAUCACACUUGAAGAUGUAGAAUUAGUACAUUUUGAGCGUGUUCAAUUUCAUUUGAAAAAUUUCGACAUGGUUUUCGUUUUUAAAGAUUAUAAUAAAAAAACGGCCAUGAUCAAUUCAAUUCCCAUGAAUAUGUUGGAUCAUGUUAAAGAAUGGCUAAAUUCUUGUGAUAUUCGUUACACCGAGGGUAUCCAAUCUCUUAAUUGGGUAAAAAUUAUGAAAACGAUUACGGAUGAUCCCGAAGGUUUUUUCGAUAAUGGCGGUUGGACCUUUUUGGACGCCGAAUCCGAUCCAGAAGACGCCGUAGACGAUGAAGAAGAGGAAGAAGAAGAUUAUGAGCCAUCAGAUUUAGAUAGCGAAGGAGAAAGUGAAGAUUCUGAUUAUUCAGAACUUUCGGAGGCGAGUGAAGACUCGGAUUCUUAUGCUAGUGAUUUAGGAAGUUCGGAAGAUUCCGGUAAAGAUUGGUCCGAUUUGGAGCGGGAAGCUGCGGAAGCCGAUAGGGAAAACGAUAAUUUCGAAGAUGAAUACUCAAAAGGGAAAAAACGUGGAAGUUCAUACAAGGAAAAAAGUAGUCACAAAUCUUCUCCAAUGAAAAGCAAGGAUAGAGACAAAGAUCGACAUUCUUCAAAAAGUAGUAAGCACAGUCACUCGUCGAGUGGUCACAAAUCGUCGUACAGCGAUAAAAAUCACAGCAGUAGUAAACACACAUCCAGUUCGGGAGACAAACAUAAAUCAUCUCAUUACGACAAACACAAAUCUUCUCACAGUGAUAAGAAACGUUCUAGAGAGUCCGAAAGCAGUAAGGAAAGUCCCAAAAAGAAAAGCAAAAGAGGUUAA
Pediculus humanus corporis (human body louse) is the source of this 3246-nucleotide messenger RNA. RefSeq names its product FACT complex subunit SPT16, putative. The record is from RefSeq and is a predicted model, not a curated record. The transcript has 17 exons. Gene Ontology annotation, biological process: positive regulation of transcription elongation by RNA polymerase II; transcription elongation by RNA polymerase II. Gene Ontology annotation, cellular component: FACT complex. Gene Ontology annotation, molecular function: nucleosome binding. Lineage: Eukaryota; Metazoa; Arthropoda; Insecta; Psocodea; Pediculidae. Bases 1 to 3246 code for a protein of 1081 amino acids.